UCAGCAUGUGGGGUUGCAACGUCACCAUCACCUUGGCUACAGGAUCCUGUCUUGGUGAAGGCCGGGUAGAGUUCGGGGGGAGAGAGGCAGGCAAAACCGUGUCAGGCAUCCCACAUCCUGAGUAGGCCUACUGUAUGCACUCACAGAUCAAGUUCCACAUGCAAGUGCUAGGUUUCUCCAUUCAGCUGUUACUCAUUCCAUCCAGUUGCCAAGAAUGUGAACUUCAUAAGAAGAAACAGGUUCCAUCACUGUCCAGGGAUCAGAGUCAAAUGCUCCAAGAUCGGUGCAGUGAGCAGUCAUGGACACUUCUGGCAGCAAGUUACAGCAGAAGGCUCUGCAGCAACCUAAGCAGAAGAAAUCCAAGUCGGCUGAAUUUCUGAUGGGCGGAAUGAAGGAGAGUGCUGUGGUGGAAGGCAUUGAAAACCCUGUCUUCGAUGGCAGCUACAGCACAGAGCUUUCAGCUUCUCAGGCUUCAGCAGGGAGAGAAAUUCAACGUGACAGGCAAGAUAGCACCCUUGCAGCUCACCAACAAAAAAUGGAGCUGCGAGCCCCUGCCAAACCAAGAGUUUCCACAGGAAAUGAGCGUGCCCGAAAUUACUUUGACCCAGCGCUGGUGCAGGAAACCAACCCAAGGCGGUGCGGGAUGGCGGAGGUCGGCACAGAAGAUGAGCUGGAAUUAAAAAUAAUGAACCAAGAUGAAAAGGGCCUAUAUCAGAAAAUGGCUGAAAUGCUGGACACUGACGACGACAUAACCAUCAUAGAGUUACCAGGUAUGGCGCUAGCCCACAGGGAGGAGGAAGAGGUGUGGAAGGUGAGGGCCGGUGAUCCAACGCUGCGUGUCGGUGCCGGUGCUGCAGGCCGUGGGCGCUUCAUGGCGGCAGUGGAAGAAGGGGAAGAAGAGGUGAUCCCCCGCUACGCUCAGCAGCUAAGGGAUCGCAUGCUGCCUGACAUGAUCACGCUUGGCAGCCUUUCACUAGAACAGGAUACACAUCUUCAAAGAGAAGGGAUGUCUCAGGAAAAUGAGUGGGUGAGGAAGAAAAGACUAAUGUCCUUCUUAAGGGGAAAUGCAAAGGAACCCCAGGCCCAGUCACACAGAGACUGUGACCAACAGGAGAGGAUACUGCAAGACAGGCUGUAUGCAGCGUUCCAACGCGCAGAGAGCCAGUUGCUGAAGGCGCUGGGGGAGCGCAAAGGUGAAGUGAUCGCCAAAUACGGCGAGAUGACAGAAGCCUCCGCAGCAGCAGAAUCACCGUGGGCCAGGGAGCCAGGCCUCGGCUGGCAGGUGGAGUGGUCGCAGAGUCCCCAGCCCAUGGAAGUGCGUGUGCGCUGCCUACGGGCAGUCAGGGACAAGCUGCCCAGGGGCCUUUACAGCCUCAGUGUGGCCCUCCACAGCCGUCUGGGAGGUCCCGCCCUCACCUGGUCCUGUCUGAAGGAGGAGCAGUGGGCUGGGACCACAGAGCCCGUGGAGCACGGGGGCCACUUCUACGACACAGAGCUGUACGUCAACCAGAGCCUGUUCACUAUCCUGCCUGCGUCGUGUGACAUGCUGCCCUCCAUGGUCCUGCUGUUCAGGCUGCUGGGCCUGACGGGGGAGCGGAGCCAGGUCGGCACCACACUGGGCUGGGCCGCCUUCCCUGUCUGCCACGCCACCCUCACAACUGUCCAGGGCCGCUUCAAGACCCCCAUCCUCAGGGGGAUCCCGCACCCCCACCUCGACCAGUUCCGCAAGAUAGAAGGCCUUAUGUCAGCCGACCUGGACAACUGGCUGUGUAACCUGUACUUCCAGGUGAGGAAGCUCCCCAGUGGCAGCUCCAGAGGGGAUGAGGAGCACAGUGUCACCCUGCAGAUCCCUCCUCUCCUCGUCCCCCCUUCGCCCCCCCAGGCAGGCCCAAGCGGCACCAGCCCCAGCCGGGGGAGAGGCGGCAUCAAGCCGUGUCACCGGGGGUCCCCUCUCCACCUGUCUGCCUCACACUCCUCCUCUGCCUGCUCCUCCUCCACUCUGCCAGGGAAGAACUCCACAGUAGUGGUCCCUGAGAAAAUAGAGGAGAUGAGAGAUCCCUACACAGAGAAAGCAGAGACAUGGAUGCACUACAAGAAGAAGCCAAUCAACAAGAUAAAUAGCUCGAGCGCCCAUGUAAGAGGGAGCGCGGCACCUCCACCGCUUCUGCAGGGCCAGGCUGACAAACAGGAGACAGCAGCUCCGGCUGCAGCAUCAUCGGAGAAGAGGGAGAAUCUCUGGGCUAAGGAGAUGGAGGAGUAUACGUUCUCCCUACAGCCUGUGCUCUCCUACAGAGGGCCGGGCGGUGGCGGCACCGGCAGUGGUAGCAAUGGUGGGGCUGCUGAGCGUACACAUUUGGCUCUCCGCAUGAUCCCGUCAGAGCUGGGCCUGUCACCGCGGCGCUGGGGCUGGCGCUCCUCCUCAGCAGCAGCAGCAGCACAGCUCUGCCUCAUUAUGCCGCUCCUGGCUUUGAUCUGGUUUGCAAGGCUCUACCUGCAUUACUGCAGCCAGUGGCUCUUCCUCCAGGCCAUCGCAGUUCCUGUCAACAAAUUCCAGUUCCAUGCUCACACCGUGGAGUUGGUCUACCAGAAUUCCUUGCUUCAUACCCGCGAGGAGUUGGCUAUGGUCGUGGUGGGACCUCUGACCUUGAACGCCGUAACGUUGCUGCUGCUCCUGAUCAGAUGGGGCUGUCAGCUAGCGUUUGGCUCACUCCCCUCCUUCACGUCAAACUUUAUCAUGGCUUUGGGAGUGUGGACAGUGCUGGACCCGCUGGCGGUCUUUGUAGUGGAUGCCGUCCUGGGGCGUCUGUCCUACAGUGCAGAGUCUCCUGUUGCGGAUGCAGCCAAGCUCUACUGGCACUUCUACCGGACCGACCAAUCAGGGGCAGCUGGAGUGGUCAUCACCCUCUUCCUCUAUGCCAUCCUCUUCCUCCUCUCCACCACCAUCCUCUACCUCUACUUCCUCAGACUCCACAACGAGGGGCGCAUGCUGGACAUCUUCCAGCGUCUCAGCGUGACCGAGGGAUCCUUCUUCGUCCCCCGGGACCUGGAGGUGUCCAACCAGGAACUAGACUACAUCAUCCAGAAGGCCGAGCAGUGGAGGGGCUUCAACGGAGAAAGACGCAAGGUAUCAGUGUAUGACUACAUCUGGACAGAGGAGGGCCCCUGUGCCCCCCCCAGGGGUGACCCUCGUGGGGCCGUGCCCGCUGCAGGUGGAGAGAGCAGUACCCACGUGUCUGUCUACACCCUCUACCUGAGCGGGCAGCGCCACCGUUACAGGCACUUCCUACGCCAGCCGGACGGUGCCAUCCUAGAAGUGAUUGGUGACAUGGACGGGGCAGAGCCUCCUCUCAGCACUAUGCCCCGCCCAGGUCAGAGGACACCAGAGGUGAACCAGGAAGACGAAGGCACAAGCUCCACCCUCCAACUCAGGGAGAGGAAAAGGAGGAAGCCUGUUUGGCGUACUCAUCGCGUCGAGCCAGUAGGAGACAGUGGGCAUGGCUCGAGCUGCACUGCAAGGCCUUAGCCACUAAUGUCACUGUGAAGUGAAACAAAGCAGGAGAGGACACCCAGAAACCUCGACUUGUGUGGCGUGAAGGCGGAAAAAAUCACAACAAACAAGACAAAUGGGUAUUUAUUUGACUAAAAUAACGCCUUGGCCAUAAAGAGAAAUGAGGAAUGAUGUGUCAUAUUUGUGCUCUGGUUAAAAGAUGACUUGUUUCAUUGGACAUUGAAAUUUCAUGAAUAUAUUUCCAAAUGCCUGGAAAAAGAGAAUUCAUCAUUAAGUUUGUGCGGGCUAUAAUGUCACGUUAGGGAUUAUUCAAUUUCCUAAUGCAUUGUGCAUGUCACUAUGGCUAGUGAUGCAUACCUUCCUGGGCCCCUUGAGAGGGAAGGUGUAGGGUGUACAUUACUGGUUGGCAAAGAUGGAUGCCAGAGUUUUGGGUCUCAUCAUAAAACUACUUAAGACAUAAAACUACUCCUAAUCCUAACUAUGUUGACCUCAACAUUUCUUCAACUUAGACUGUCUCCCUAAAUAUUACUGUUCUUAACCACGACUUUCCCAACUAGGACUUUUCUGUUUGCGGAGAACGGCCGCUGGAUCCUAAUGGCUGAAAGUCUUCAGCACAGAGUCAUCUGGAGAGACAAGGCACAGCGGCUCCUUAGAUGAUUAAAAAGUAAUUUUCUUAACUGUCCUCAUAGGAUUUGUAAAAAAAUAAAUGUUCAAAAAUAACAUUAAAUUGCUCCAAUCAAGCAUA
Molecule: messenger RNA, 4253 nt
Organism: Oncorhynchus mykiss (rainbow trout)
Lineage: Eukaryota; Metazoa; Chordata; Actinopteri; Salmoniformes; Salmonidae
Source: RefSeq, a predicted model, not a curated record